Achroia grisella is the source of this 456-nucleotide messenger RNA. RefSeq lists its product as uncharacterized. The record is from RefSeq and is a predicted model, not a curated record. Bases 1 to 456 code for a protein of 151 amino acids. NCBI's taxonomy places the organism in Eukaryota, Metazoa, Arthropoda, Insecta, Lepidoptera, Pyralidae. The transcript has 3 exons.
AUGUUUUUCGAAAAGCCCGUUUUAAAUACGGAGAAAUGGUUCACGGCCGAUGAUUUAUUGCAGUAUGUACAAUCAAUAGUAAGGUAUUCUAGACUACAUGAGCGGCGGCAUCCAGAUAGAUCGAAUUAUAGGUGGCUCUCAUCAAAAACUGUGAGCGAUUCAUCAAUUGAUAAGGAGCUGGAUCAAUUCAAAACAUUAGUUAAAAAGUUGUCUUCAGAAAGCUGUACAGCUGUAGCUAUAAAACUUCAAUCGUAUACCGAUGAAGAUACCAGUUCAACUGCUAUUUUGACCUCCUUCGAGCAUCUUCUAGAAGAACAAUACAACAUUCAGCUAAUGGAAAACAACGUGAAACGUGUGAAAGAGACAACACUAAUUGGAAAGAGAAAGUUGAAUAGAGUACGCCCGGAGUUAUUACCGCCUGGACGACAGCCCACUGUGUCAUUUAUUAUAGACUAA